GCUAAGGGGAGGGAGUGCGGGCGGGGAGGCCCCAGCAGUCUCUGCAGCUUCGGGACCAGCUUCUGACAUGACCUCGCUCGUGAAGAAAAUAAUCAGCACUGCUAAAGCCCCUGCCCUGGGUCCCUACAGCCAAGCCGUGCUGGUGGACCGGACAAUGUACAUUGCAGGGCAGAUCGGGCUGGAGCCUUCCACUGGGCAGCUUGUCUCUGGAGGGGCAAAGGAGGAAGCCAAGCAGGCUCUAAAAAACAUGGGAGAAAUCCUGAAAGCUGCAGGCUGUGACUAUGGCAAUGUUGUGAAGACCACAGUUUUGAUGGCAGACAUGAAGGACUACAAUGAUAUCAAUGAUGUUUACAAACAAUUUUUCAAGGCAAACUUCCCAGCCAGAGCAGCUUAUCAAGUUGCUGCUUUGCCCAAAGGGGCCAGAGUUGAGAUUGAAGCUAUUGCCAUUCAGGGACCUCUCCAAGAUGCUUCAGCAUGACUAUAAGUAGAGACUGGAUAUCUUACAAUGGCAGUUUUAGAUUGAGUUAAUACUUCUCCCUUAUAUCCAAUUCCUACAGCUGACUAACAGCAUUUACACACAGCUGAAAUCAGUAAAUUUACUGAGGAAAGGUGCUUCCUUCAGCACUCACAGUGAGUUCUGUACUGACAAACUCUGAAAAGUGCCUGAGUCCUGCUAAAAUCAGCUGAGCCAGAUUGCAGGACAGGAUCUGCCCAUUGUGGAGGUGACUGGAUAUUCAGUCAUUAAGGUACAUACCUGGGUGAAUGUAUUGGAGCUACACUAUGGGUGAUAUGGACAUGGAAAACUAUACUGAUUUGUAAUUGUAGGUCUUUAGCAAAAAUUUUAAAUUUAAAAAGUGACAGAAAUGAGGAAACAGAACACAUGAAUUGCUUAGCAUACACUUCAGAGGAAUUUUACUUUAUUUGCUUCUGAAUUUUCUUAACUUCUUUCUUUACAUAAUAGAUGACUGUUGGGACUCAGAUUUUUUUUCAUAUGUAAGCAACUGCUUAACAAAGACAAUAAUGAUUUCAGAAAGAAGAAAAUUAUGAUUUUCUGAAGUGGUACCUUUAUAAAUCAGAUAUUAAUAUCUACAUGUAACCUUUCUCAUGAUCUUUUUUAUAGCAAUUCAACUUUGACUGUUUUGAUUUUAAAAAACCAAUAAAAAUUAAAGAAUGUUUAAUGAGAAUAAAAUAAAAUUGCAACUG
Messenger RNA from Melospiza georgiana, 1203 nucleotides. It is a transcript of the gene RIDA, whose product is annotated as reactive intermediate imine deaminase A homolog. Gene Ontology annotation, cellular component: cytosol. The transcript is spliced from 6 exons. Lineage: Eukaryota; Metazoa; Chordata; Aves; Passeriformes; Passerellidae. Gene Ontology annotation, molecular function: deaminase activity. The coding region runs from base 68 to 478 and encodes 136 amino acids. The record is from RefSeq and is a predicted model, not a curated record.